Messenger RNA from Balearica regulorum gibbericeps (East African grey crowned-crane), 973 nucleotides. Lineage: Eukaryota; Metazoa; Chordata; Aves; Gruiformes; Gruidae. The record is from RefSeq and is a predicted model, not a curated record.
GGAGCCCAGCGAGGACUCACUCGUGUCCAGGCUGGAGGUGGUGACCCUGCCGUCCCGCCUGCCUGGGGACCUGCCUGUGAGGAGCUGUGCCCGGGAGCUCCGGCUGCCUGUUCACGAGUGGCCGCACACAGGACCUGAGGGGCAGUUUGAUGUGGGUGUGGUGGCAUCAUUUGGACGCCUCCUAAGUGAGGACCUUAUUCUGCAGUUCCCAUAUGGCGUGCUGAAUGUCCAUCCCAGCUGUCUCCCACGAUGGCGUGGUCCUGCACCAAUAAUCCACACAGUGCUUCAUGGUGAUAAAGUGACUGGGGUGACAAUUAUGGAAAUAAGGCCAAAAAGGUUUGAUGUAGGUCCAAUUAUUAAGCAAGAAGAGUUUGCUGUGCCUCCCCGCUGUACUGCGAAGGAGCUGGAAGCGAUGUUAUCAAAGAUGGGUGCAAACAUGCUGAUAUCAGUUUUGAAAAACUUGCCUGAAAGUUUAAAAAAUAAAAAAGAGCAACCAAAAGGAGGAGUAACAUUUGCUCCUAAAAUAUCUAUAGCUAAGAGUUGUAUAAAAUGGGAAGAGCAAACGGCCGCACAAAUAAUUCAGCUGCAUCGUGCAAUAGGAAAUAUGUUUCCUUUGCAGACACUCUGGAAGGGUACUACUGUUAAACUUCUGGAUUUUGUGGAAGUGGAUAAUAUCCCUGGUUUUGCUGAUCGAGUAUUAAACAACCAUGGAGCUGUUCCUGGUUUGCUACUAUACCAUAAAGCAUCCCAAAUGCUGAUAGCUCGCUGCAAGGAAGGCUGGAUCGGAAUCAAAACAGUCGUAUUAAAGAAGAAGCUUACAGCAGUUGACUUCUACAAUGGAUAUAUGCAUUCUUGGUUCCAGGAGAACGUAACAACAGUUCAUCAGGAAUGCAGAUUUGAAACACUCAAACUUAAAACAACAAAAAAGACUCUGACAGAGAGGGGAAUAUUGGCACAGGAUGUAAAACAAUAG